Messenger RNA from Zootoca vivipara (common lizard), 630 nucleotides. The record is from RefSeq and is a predicted model, not a curated record. NCBI's taxonomy places the organism in Eukaryota, Metazoa, Chordata, Lepidosauria, Squamata, Lacertidae.
AUGACUAUGAAGAUGCAAGUCCUUCUUCUCUUGGUCUCUUUUUUCAUCCAGGGGCAAUCUGUUCCAGGCUCAGCUAUGUACCAGCGACCUAUACCUGUAGGUGGAGCAGUUGAAGAUGGGCCAGAAAAAUUCCCACCUGCCCGCCCCAGUGCCAAGAAUAUCGGGAACAUCUGCAAGGAUGGGAGUAAAAAGCUGCCGCAGGGCCUGAAAGAUUCAGAUCGCUCAAACGUCUACGACAAGGCAGAUGUCCUCAUUGAACUGGGAGUCGCCCUGGUGAAUGCUGAAGGUGGGCAAGACAAAUUCCCACCUGCCCGCCCCACUGCCAAGAAUAUCGGGAACAUCUGCAAGGAUGGGAGUAAGAAGCUGCCGCAGGGCCUGAAAGACUCAGAUCGCUCAAACGUCUACGGCAAGGCAGAUGUCCUCAUCGAACUGGGAGUCGCACUGGGCAAGUGUUGCAAGGAAAAGGCGCAGCUCCCUUGCUCCGAGAAAGCAUGGUCUGCCGUCCUGAACAAGAUGUGCGAAAAGCAAAGCGCAGUAAAGAUGGCGCACCAUGAGUGCUGUGGAAAGAGUGGUGCCGCCAGGGAAAACUGUUUUGACAAGAAGUCCCGCUUCCCAAAUUAUGACUUCUAG